GGCUGCGGGCGGCGGGCAGCGGGCGAGCGCUCGGGCGGCGUCAUGUCCUCCGAGGUGGCCGCGCGCCGCGACGCCAAGAAGCUGGUGCGCUCCCCCAGCGGCCUGCGCAUGGUGCCUGAGCACCGCGCCUACGGCAGCCCCUUCGGCUUGGAGGAGCCGCCGUGGGUCCCGGACAAGGAGUGCCCGAGGUGCAUGCAGUGUGACACCAAGUUUGAUUUUCUCACCAGGAAGCACCACUGCCGCCGCUGCGGGAAGUGCUUCUGCGACAAGUGCUGCGGCCAGAAGGUGGCGCUGCGGCGCAUGUGCUUCGUGGACCCCGUGCGGCAGUGCGCCGGGUGCGCGCCGGUGUCGCGGCGCGAGGCAGACUUCUACGACCGGCAGCUCAAGCUGCUGCUGAGCGGAGCCACCUUCCUCGUGACUUUCGGGAACUCCGAGAAGCCGGACACGAUGAUCUGCCGUCUUUCCAGCAACCAGAGGUUCCUGCUUCUGGACGGGGACGGGGACGAUCACCGCGAGAUAGAGGUGGCGCGCAUCGCCGCCGUGCAGAUGCUCACGGAGGGCCUUCCUCCCGGAGACACUCUCGCUCACACCAGCCUCCCCGGCAGCCGGCCGGUCGCCGAAGGAGGCAACGCGAGGGCCACAGGCAUGACCCUGCAGUACACGGCCCCGGGGGCGGAGGGGCUGGCGCAGCUGACGCUGACGGCCGGCGAGGACGCCGAGGGCAGCAGGAGGCAGGCGACGGCGUGGCUGGCGGCCAUGCACAAGGCGGCCAAGCUCCUCCACGAGUCUCGGGACCAGUAACUCCACACAGGCUGGACGGUCCGCUUGGGGCAGCAGCACCUGCUCUCGGGCGCACAGGCACGACUAACCCUACCAGUGCUGGAGACACAGCCGAGCGCUCGGAGCCUGCCGAGGGCGGCAUGCACACCGUCGGUUGACG
Dama dama (fallow deer) is the source of this 940-nucleotide messenger RNA. RefSeq names its product zinc finger FYVE-type containing 21 (gene ZFYVE21). Bases 43 to 801 code for a protein of 252 amino acids. The transcript is spliced from 8 exons. Gene Ontology annotation, molecular function: metal ion binding. NCBI's taxonomy places the organism in Eukaryota, Metazoa, Chordata, Mammalia, Artiodactyla, Cervidae. The record is from RefSeq and is a predicted model, not a curated record.